AUCUUCAAGUUUGUUUCUGCGUUUCAAAAUUUAUGGCGGAAAAACCGGUGAUGGUGGUGGGGAUGGAUGACAGCGAACACAGCUUUUAUGCAUUAGAGUGGACUUUGGAACACUUGUUUGGUCCUUCACCUACUCACGCUCCUUUCAAGCUCCUCAUCGUCCACGCCAAGCCUACUGCUACUUCUGCUAUCGGCCUCGCUGGUCCUGGGGGUGCUGAUGUUUUGCCGUAUGUGGAGGCUGAUUUGAGGAAGAUCUCUUCCAGGGUUGCCGAAAAAGCUAAGCACAUUUGUUCUGCUAAAUCGGUAAACGAUGUUGUAGUUGAGGUUGUGGAAGGUGAUGCUAGGAGUGUCUUGUGCGACGCUGUAGAGAAGCAUCAUGCCUCUAUGUUAGUUGUUGGUAGUCAUGGUUAUGGAGUUCUCAAGAGGACUGUCUUGGGAAGUGUAAGUGACUACUGUGCUCACCAUGCCCAUUGCAGUGUGAUGAUUGUGAAGCGCCCAAAGGUCAAGGCUUGAGAUAUAUCUGAUUCAUUUUCUGAACAAGUUCUAGAGUUAUAUUACUUUGUUAUCGAUUUCUCCGAGCGGAGGACUUGGUUGAUUGUGUGUAUUAAUUAUUGUCUGACCCUGUAACCAUAUCUAUAUAUCUUCCAAUGUAAAAGUUCUGCUGCGUAACAUUUAUUGUGGAUAAGUUUCAGACUAUGAAUAAUAAAUCAUGAUUGUUAUCU
This is a messenger RNA of Lycium ferocissimum, 721 nucleotides long. Its product is annotated as universal stress protein PHOS34-like. The transcript is spliced from 4 exons. Bases 33 to 512 code for a protein of 159 amino acids. Lineage: Eukaryota; Viridiplantae; Streptophyta; Magnoliopsida; Solanales; Solanaceae. The record is from RefSeq and is a predicted model, not a curated record.